Messenger RNA from Nymphaea colorata (pocket water lily), 5949 nucleotides. Its product is annotated as disease resistance protein RUN1-like. NCBI's taxonomy places the organism in Eukaryota, Viridiplantae, Streptophyta, Magnoliopsida, Nymphaeales, Nymphaeaceae. The coding region runs from base 272 to 5818 and encodes 1848 amino acids. Gene Ontology annotation, molecular function: ATP hydrolysis activity; ADP binding. The transcript has 8 exons. The record is from RefSeq and is a predicted model, not a curated record. Gene Ontology annotation, biological process: signal transduction; defense response.
CUUCAUCUGCUGUUGCUGCUCAAAGCUCGAAGAGAGCCUCCCUUUGAUCUCCUGUGGUGAACGAUUUUCCCCGCUUCCCUCUCUGUGUUCCGCGGGGACUGGCCUUUUACAUAGUGGGAUCAUCUUCGUGCACCCUUUGGAGAUUGAUUUGGAGAUCACUGCUUAGGACUGUCUAAACUUGCAGGUUUUUGGGGCGACUUGUGAGAAGCGUCUUAGGGUACUUUGGAAACAAGAGGUUUUUUCUAAUUGCUUUCAUCGUGUGGGGAGGAAGAUGUCCCUAUAUUCUUCAAAUAGAAAGAGGACUAGGGAGGACGAAGCAGGGCCUUCUAGUGCUGCAUCGUCUUCUAAUGGUGGUGGCUUUGAUUUCGACGUGUUUUUGAGCUUCAGGGGGAAGGACACAAGGGGCCGCUUCACUAGCCAUCUUUAUAAGGAGCUGAACCAGCGGGGCAUAUCUGCCUUCAUCGACAGUGAGGGCCUGCGGAAGGGUGAAAAAAUAAGCGAGCUCUUCCCAUACAUGGAAGCAACCCAGGUUUUUGUGCCUGUGUUGUCCAAGAACUACGCCGAGUCUAAAUGGUGUCUACUGGAGGCUGCCAAGAUGUUGGAACUUCACAAAGCUGAUGAGGAGAAUAGGUGGAUUAUACCUGUCUUCCUUGAUGUUGCUCCUUCUGACAUCAAAGAUGAUAGUGGAUCCUUACAAGCUUCUAUUACAGAAUGCCAGAAGAAAAGUAAAUUAGACAAGGAAAAGGCAGAAAAGUAUAGAUGUGUCUUGAGAACCCUUGGGCAAAUUGCUGGAUAUAGUCUCAUAACUGAUGCAAACGGGGAUGAAGCAAAAUUCUGCACCAUGAUAUGUGAUCGGAUUUCUGGCAUAUUGAAGCGGAUACCAUUUGGUAUGCAACCUAUUGGGAUUGAUUAUCAAAUAAAUGAGGUGAUGAACAUGUUGGAUGGAGAACCGAAUGGCAUUUCCGUAGUUGGAAUUUGUGGAAAAGGUGGUAUCGGGAAGACAACGAUUGCAAUGACCAUCUUCGAUAAGCUCUCUCGAGAAUUUAGAUAUAGCAGCUUUAUCUCAGAUGUCAGGGAAACAGCGAAGGAGCACAAGGACCUUCGCUGGCUACAAGCCAAGCUUAUCUCUGAUAUCUCAAACGAGAAAAGUGUAACCAUAGACAUGGUUGACAGAGGGAUUGGAAAAAUAAGAGAAAAACUUGGACACAGGACGGUCCUCAUAGUUCUGGAUGAUAUUGAUGACGCUGAACAACUUGAUGCAUUAAUAGGUGACCAAGUACAUAUGAAACGAGAGCAUUUGUUCGGCGCAGGAAGUAAGAUCAUUGUCACUACAAGAAGCAGGGAUGUACUGAUUGCUCAUGGUUUCAGUAUAUAUUGUCCCAAGGAGCUAGAAUAUCAACAAUCACUUAAAUUGUUUUGCCUUCAUGCAUUUAAGGUUAAGCCACCAACAUCGGAGUUUCUUGACUUAUCAGAGAAGAUUGUCAAAGUUGCAGGGGGUUUGCCAUUAGCUCUGAAAGUGUUUGGGUCACAUUUUUGCUCAUUAAAUGGAGUUAAAAAAGUAUGGGAGGUUGAGUUGGGAAAACUGCAAAAACAUUCACAUAAAAAGGUUAUUAAAAGACUGAAAAUAAGCUACGAUGGAUUGGAUUUUUCAGAGAAGUAUGCAUUCUUAGAUAUAGCAUGUUUCCUCAUUGGGUCAACUAAACAGCAAGCAUUAUGCAUGUGGGAAGAAUGCUAUGCUGCAGAUAGUGCAAUUAAUGUUCUCGAAAGCAAGUCGCUUAUCAGUAUCGAUGUUGACAAUAAGAUCAGAAUGCAUGAUCAAAUUCAAGAUAUGGGAAGAUGGAUAGUAAAAAAUGCAGGAAAUCUCAAUCCUUACAUGUACAGUAGACUUUGGGAAAGGGAGGACGUGUACAAGGUACUAAAGGUUGCCAAGAGAAAUAAUUCAGUGGAAGGUAUUGUUCUCAAUACAGAAGAGGAAUGUGGUACUGAUUUGGUCGGCACUAAAGCAUUUAAGGACAUGUCCAACUUAAGAUUACUGCGUCUCAAUUUUGUUAGCUUCCAGGAGUUUGACAUUACUGACUUUCCUGAAGGACUAAAAUGGCUAGAAUGGAAGGGAUGUGAGAUGGAGACUCUGUUUUUUGAUCAUAGGUUUAACAACCUUGUUAUCCUUAAUCUAUCACGAAGCAACAUCAUGCAACUACAAUGGGGACAAAAGCAGUUUUAUAGACUGAAGGUCCUUGAUCUUUCAUACUGUUCGUAUCUUGAACGUACACCCAACUUCGACUGCAUCCCCCAACUGGAGAAAUUGCUCCUUGAUGGCUGCAAUGCAUUGAAUGAUAUUGAUACGUCCAUUUGCCUUCUUAGAAACUUAAACAUCCUAAGUAUGAGGGAUUGUGCAUCUCUGGAGGAGCUGCCCAACCAUAUCGGAUUGCAACAAAAAGGGCAAAGUUCAAUGUCUAACAUGUCCAAGCUUGAGGAACUCAAUCUGCAAGGUUGUGAACAGCUUCAAUGUCUUCCUCGACUUCCAUCAUCUUUGAAAAGACUGCUUCUGCAAGGAUGUAAGAAGUUGAAAAUUGUUCAUGGAUUUGAAAAUUUGAAAUCGAUAGAACUAUUAAACAUGGAUGGAUGCGAAGGAAUCAACUAUUUUUUCACGUGCAAACUAUAUCAGGGGAAUACCUUCACACAUUUAGAGGAGUUGAGCAUUUCAGGAAUUAACACCAUGAGUGACGGCGAAAACUACUCUUUUGCAGUUCCACUUUGUUUAAGUAGUCCAUUACUUCUAGAGAAUUUGCAGUGUUAUGGGGGUUCGGGCAAUCUAUGCAAUGGCUACAUUAAAGUGUGUCUAAAGGAUAUGGAAGACAAUCAAGCAUUCUAUGAGACCAUACUCAGCAUCUACCGUGACAUUGACAAAGAAACUGAUGAUGUUUUGUGCUACACUGUUUCUUUUCCAAAAUGUGAUGAUAUAAAUUUAUUCAUCGGCCUUUCUGCACCUUGUUUAAUAUGUGUGUCUACGAUCGAUAACUUCCCUCUAGAAAGGGUUCAUAUUCUGCUUAAAAGCGCUAACAAAUGGAGUGGAAAGUAUUCUAAAGUGAUUCAUGUAGAUGAGAGUUCUGCAAAUUCAUGGAGGAUUUCCACCAAGCAAAGCCAACUUUUACCGUCAAUUCCGUUACAAGUAUCAGAGUCUACAUCCGAAAAUUAUACAUUCGGGUUCGAUGUGUUGGUCAGCUUUACAAAGGUAGAUAUUGUCCCAAAUUUCGUGGACAGUCUAUGCAAGGCCCUACAAGCCCAUGGCAUCCUCAUAUUUAAUGGGGAAGAUGAUGAGAGCAAGGGGGUCAAAGUUGAGGAAAUGCUUAAACGCAUCAACAAACUGCCCAUCUGCAUACCCAUCUUCUCGAAGUGCUUUUCUCAAUCAAAGUGGUGCCUUAGUUCAGUUGCCAAGAUGGUAGAAUAUAAAAAGUUGAUUUUACCUGUAUACUUUCAGGUGGCUCCUUUAGAUAUUGGACGUCAGAGAGGAGACUUUGGAACAUAUUUUUCAAAACAUGAUGAUGAAAAAAGAGAAAUUGUGGAAGGUUGGAGAAAAGCAUUGGAAGUUAUAGUUACACAAUGCAAUCACCAACUUAUCUACGAAACAAAGAGGUAUACGGAAGAAAUUAUCUCCAUCAUACGUGAUCGGAUUUCUAGCAUGUUAAACUCUAUUGGAUCCAGAGUACGUACUAUCCUGAUGGAUCCUCGUGCAAACGGUGUGAUGACACUGUUGGGGAAAAAAACUGACGGUGUUUGCAUGGUUGGAAUCUAUGGACAAAGUGGAAUCGGGAAGACGACAAUUGCAAAAGCUGUAUAUGAGCAACUAUCUCAUAAAUUUGACGGCAGUGCCUUCAUCCUUGAUGUUGGGGCCCUUGCUAGAACGGGCGAGCUUAUGUCACCAAAAGGAAAGGCACGGCAGUUUGGACGACAGAAAAAAGUGCUUAUAGUCUUUGACAAUGUUGAUGGACUUGAUGCAUUUGAAAGUGACCAAAUAUUUGAUCGAGCAUUGUUUGGUGAAGGAAGCAAGAUAAUUAUCAUAGCAAAGGACAAAAAGGAACUCACUAGUUGUGGACUGCAGGAGGUCAACAUUUAUUUUGCCUGCGAGCUGAACAACACGCAAUCACUUCGAUUGCUUGGGUACCAUGCAUUUAAAGGUAAGCAACCAACAGCUGAGAUUGUUGAAUUAGCAAGGAAGGUGACAGAAUUUGCUGGAGGAUUGCCAUUAGCUCUUGUGGUACUUGGCUCACUCCUUUCGAGUAUGAGAACCAAAGAAGAAUGGGAAAGCAUGUUGGAAAAAUUAUCAAGUGCUCCGGGUGAAGGUUUAGAUAAAGUACUUAAAGUAAGCAUGGAUGCUCUACAUCCUCAUCAACAACAAGUAUUUUUUGACAUAGCAUGUCUAAAAGAGUGUGCACCUUCACUAUGGAAGGACAUUGGACACUAUCCAGGCAAUACCAUCAAAUUUCUUGAAGAGAGGUGUCUCAUUAGCCUUGAUGCUCAAGACGGACCUAGGAUGCACGACCCCAUCCGAGAUUGGGGUCGAAGAUGGAUAGCACAAGAAGGCUACAAGUGCUCGACGCCGGCCAUGAACAUUUUUGGGUUGGAUCUUCAGCAGCAGAAUAUAUUUUUGGACAUAGCAUGUUAUCUCAUUGGCCGUGAAGAGGAGUAUGCAACUUAUAUGUGGGAGGAUUGUGGGUACUCUCCAACCGAUGCAAUCAAAGUUCUUCAGGACAGGUGUCUUAUAAGGAUCGAUGAGGAUGGCAGGUUCAAGAUGAAAGACUACAUUCGAAAUAUGGGCAGAUCGAUGGUUGAAAAAGGUGAACUCAGUCCUUGUAUGUAUGGCAGAAUUUGGAACGAGAAUUUGCCAGAGAGUCUUCGGGAUUGGGAGGGCUGGAGCAAUGAUCAGAUCGAAGGUAUUAAUGCUCUCCUUAGUUGGCAUUUGAGGGCUGUUAGGAUUGAAGCAAUGGGCAAUGUAAGAGUGGCCCAUCUUAUACGUUGCUAUUUCCUUCAGCCACAGCCUUUAAAGAAUCUCAGAUGGCUACGGAUGGAAAUGUGUGUUGUUGAUAGCUGGUUAUUGAAUGACGGAGGCAUCCUUGAGAAUCUUGUUGUCCUGCAACUGCAUUACUGUCGCAUGUGGUCGCGGGGUGAGGAAGACGUGGUCGUUGCAAGCAAUAAACGUCAAGUGGUCUUCAAGAAACUGAAGGUUCUAGAGAUCUUAGGUUGUCAACGUGUGUCUCUUGAUUUCUCACUCAUGCCGAGCAUAUUGAAACUGGUGAUUGAGGAGUCGCGGGAAUUUGAUGAAACUCCCAAGACGAUUGCGGGCCUUAGUAAGCUCAAAUACUUGAGAAUUACAGACUGUCAGGGACUGAAGAAACUAUCCAGCAGUGUCAGUAACUUGAGUUCCCUUGAAACCCUUCAGCUUGGAGGAUGCCGAAAGCUUCAAAAGUUGCCAGAAUGUCUGGGGGAUUUGGCAGCCUUAGGAGAACUCAUCCUUUCAGGCUGUCAGUCAUUAGAAAAAAUUUAUAAUUCCAUAAUCAAACUAAACCGUCUACAUACCAUCGACAUCAGUGGCUGUCGGUCUCUUCCAUAUCUUCCACAACUUCCAUCCUCUUUGAUCACUCUUGAUGCCUCUGGGUGUACCAAUUUGAGACAGGUCGCAGAUAUGUCAAGCCUAAAAGAUCUAAAGACUUUGAAUCUAGAUGGAUGUGAUGUACUUCAAGACUUACCUGGCCUACACAAUUUAAAAUCCCUAACAUUUUUAAAGCUGCCAUUUCAUAUUAGUCAGAGGGAGAAGCUGUAAAGUAGAAUCUUUUAUUAGAGACAGUUGCUUAGUUGCUGGCUGGUUUAUUUUUCAUUUGUUUCAUUUUCAGAGACUUCCUAAGAGAAGAACUACUUUUUCCAUCACUUCUGUUUUCAGGCUUGAAAUUUAGG